Molecule: messenger RNA, 684 nt
Organism: Pleurotus ostreatus (oyster mushroom)
Lineage: Eukaryota; Fungi; Basidiomycota; Agaricomycetes; Agaricales; Pleurotaceae
Exons: 1
Coding region: 1-684 (227 amino acids)
Biological process (GO): ribosome disassembly; mitochondrial translational initiation
Cellular component (GO): mitochondrion
Molecular function (GO): ribosome binding; translation initiation factor activity
Source: RefSeq, a predicted model, not a curated record
AUGGCUACAUUUACUGCCUUUCGGCAAGUUGUUCUCCGCACCGUCAUUCGGCCACGGCCAAUACUUCACUUAGACCGACAACUUCUUGCCCUUCCUCGCUUGGUUCGAGCAGCCCACGACUCUUCGGCCGACAAAGACAAGAGCAAGAUCCUACGCGACGAUAAAAUUCCGCACAGACUCGUCCAGCUCGUCGAUCCAGCAACUAAGCACCUUCUACCCCUUCGUCCGCUUGCCGAGCUUCUCGCGUCUAUCGACCGAAAGACGCAGUUCGUCGAGCUCGUGGCCGAACACCCGGCUCCUAUAGUGAAGAUCAUAGAGAAGAAAGCCGCGUACGAGAAACGCAAGGAGCAAAAACGACGCGCGAAGGAAGUGAAACGGCGGAAUAUUCAGAAGGAGGUGCAGUUGACAUGGGGGGUCGCGCUGGGGGACCUGGAGCAUAAGCUGAAGAAGGUUCGCAGUGAUUUGGAGAAAGGGUAUAGGGUGGACUUGGUGUUCGCACCAAAAUCAGGCCAUGAAUUGCCAUCACCAACAGAAAUGCAGAACCGCGCGGACAAGACUGUCGCGCUGCUUUCUGACGUCGCUAAGGAGUGGAAGCCACGAGAGACGCGAAAGACCAUGAUCGCUAUAUACUUCCAAGGUCUCGGCGAAGCUGGCCAACUUGAGCCCGAAGAAGGGGAUCAAUAG